Messenger RNA from Carassius auratus (goldfish), 1272 nucleotides. It is a transcript of the gene nkx2.7, whose product is annotated as NK2 transcription factor related 7. Gene Ontology annotation, biological process: cell differentiation; regulation of transcription by RNA polymerase II. Gene Ontology annotation, cellular component: nucleus. The record is from RefSeq and is a predicted model, not a curated record. Bases 262 to 1089 code for a protein of 275 amino acids. The transcript has 2 exons. NCBI's taxonomy places the organism in Eukaryota, Metazoa, Chordata, Actinopteri, Cypriniformes, Cyprinidae. Gene Ontology annotation, molecular function: RNA polymerase II cis-regulatory region sequence-specific DNA binding; DNA-binding transcription factor activity, RNA polymerase II-specific.
CUAUUAGAUAAGAGCGCUUCUCUCCACACUUCACCAGCGUCUAACAGAAGCGGAAAGAGGAGGAUAGAGGAGACUCUUCAUCUACUGCCGCUUCCACGAGGAGAGACACAUAUAUAGCCUAGACGUCAAGCAGCUCUAAAGGCGAUAGCCUACGUGAAGGAGAAUUUACCUGGGGACAUCUGUAGGAACGAAGUCAACUGAUGGUGCUUUGAAUUUGUCAAGGUGAAACGAAGAACCUUUCUUCAAGCACCCACAGCAGAGAUGCUCCCGAGUCCUGUGACCUCAACUCCGUUCUCGGUUAAAGACAUCCUCAAACUGGAACAGCAACAUGCUCUGAACCCCGACGGAUUGAUGGGUGUUGAGCAGGACACUGUCCCGCUGCAGUCGCUUCAGCUUCAGUGCAUGCAGAGCACACUGAGCCGGAGCCUGGAGCUCCUCUACAGCCCCGACAAACACAGCGUGACCGCCGGGGAACAGGUGAAGUGCGCCCUCGACUCAGACCACUUCGACAUCGUCAGAAGCUCCUGCGGUUCUCCGACGGAGGAGGAGAUGGAUCCGAGCGAAGAAACAAGUAUGUGUCCAUUUGACGAUUCCGGUUAUAAUGGUAGAAAAGAGGAAACACCGGGGGAGAAACCGAAGCAGAGGCUGCGCAGGAAACCUCGAGUGCUCUUCUCUCAGACUCAGGUGUUUGAGCUGGAAAGACGCUUCAAGCAGCAGAGAUACCUGUCAGCACCCGAGCGGGACCACCUGGCCCACGUGCUGAAGCUCACCUCAACACAGGUCAAAAUCUGGUUCCAGAACCGGAGGUACAAGUGUAAGAGACAGCGGCAGGACAGAAGUCUGGAGCUGGCCGGCCCACGGAGGGUGGCGGUGCCCGUGCUGGUGCGAGACGGAAAACCCUGUCACGCAGCUCCGUACAACGUCACUGUGUCAUAUCCCUACAAUAACUAUUACAACAGCUAUGGAAAUAACCCAUACCACUGUAACUUCACUUCUGUACCACCGUUUACCAACACAAGUCAAAUACCCAACCACUUUGUGGAUCUGAAUUUGACGACGGGAGGAGUGGAUGGGAUCAGGACUUGGUGACACCAUGGCACCAGUCCUAAAAGAGAAGAGUUUGGAUUAAGACUAUUUAACCGAAUGGCACUGCUGAGGAACAUACACUGUCAUAUCAUAUAAACUGUUGUCUGAUUUUAUAUAUAUUGUUGUUUUUAUAUUUGUGGUUUACACAACAAGCAACACCAAAUAAAAACUAAAUAUUUAAUAACA